AGAAAAAGACACGAGACUCCAUGAAUCCAACAAGAUUUGUAUGGCUGCCUUUACCCUUUUUUCCUUUAAUUUAAUGAAUCUACACAUCACCAACAGUAACACGGCACCUCCAUUAAAGAUCUCGAGUUUUCCACCAACAUCCUUCUCAUCUCCUCUGCAGGUCAGCCAGCCGUCCUCUCUCAUCUUUCUCUGCAUUUGCACCUUGUGUCAUCUUGGAGAAAUUGUGGAAACAUUUCCUCCUUUUAGAUAGAUCAAAAGGGCUUAUAUCUUUAGCAUGAUCUUAUCAACAACUUAUCAUCGAUUUUGAUGGGUUGCAUUUGUUCCUCUGGCGUUAAGCAUCAUAAUAGCCCUGGGUAUGAAGAUCCCGCUCUUCUUGCUAAAGAAACCCCAUUCACUGUGAGUGAAGUCGAGGCGUUGUAUGAGCUUUUCAAGAAGCUGAGCAGCUCCAUUAUUGAUGAUGGCCUCAUUCACAAGGAAGAAUUCCAGCUGGCACUCUUCAGGAACAGAAACAUGCGGAAUCUCUUUGCCGACAGGAUAUUUGAUCUAUUUGAUGUGAAACGUAAUGGAGUUAUCGAGUGUGGAGAAUUUGUUCGAUCACUAGGUGUUUUCCAUCCAAAUGCCCCGAUAGAAGACAAAAUCGAAUUUGCUUUCAGGCUAUACGAUCUCAGACAUACUGGUUUUAUUGAAAGAGAAGAGGUCCGUAUUAUUGUAUUAUUUACAUUCUUGAUGAUGAAGAUGAAUCUCAUUUUUUUUUUAUUUAAAAAAAAAAAACAGCUAAAGGAGAUGGUAAUAGCACUGUUACAUGAAUCUGAUUUGGUGCUUUCGGAAGAGGUUAUUGAAAUGAUCGUGGAUAAAACAUUUAGUGAUGCAGAUAUUAAAGGGGAUGGAAAGAUAGAUAAAGAUGAAUGGAAGCAAUUUGUAGCAAAAAAUCCAUCUCUUAUAAAAAACAUGACCCUCCCGUACCUGAAGGACAUAACCUUGGCAUUCCCGAGUUUUGUUUUGAGCUCUGAAGUUGAAGACUCAGAAGUAUAACAAAUAGAGUGGGAGAAAAUAUGAAUUUUUUUAUCAAAAUUUGACAUGAUUGGAGACUUGGGUGUCAAAAGUGGAACUACCUUUUUAAGGGAGCUGGAUUCGUUGGCCGAGAAGGGCAAAAGGGGAAUUUUUUAUGGUUCGGCUUCCAUGGAGGUUGAAGGAGAUUUGAGGUUGUUGUACAGAGGGACAAAAAUGGCAGAUGCUCUAUAUGCAAUAAGUUGCAUUUGUGUUAUUCAACUGUUGAGUUUAAGUAUCUUCGUUUUGUAAAGAGACAUAUUAUCUUUGUUCUCUGCUGUUGAAUGAGAGAUUUUAAAGUGUUGAUAAA
Molecule: messenger RNA, 1357 nt
Organism: Lactuca sativa (garden lettuce)
Lineage: Eukaryota; Viridiplantae; Streptophyta; Magnoliopsida; Asterales; Asteraceae
Product: calcineurin B-like protein 4
Biological process (GO): calcium-mediated signaling
Molecular function (GO): kinase binding; calcium ion binding
Source: RefSeq, a predicted model, not a curated record